CAGGGCGCCGAGGGGAGGCCGCGCUCCCAGCGCCCGGGGCCCGAGGGGCGUCCGACUUUGCCAGCCGCCCGCGAAGAUGUGACCCAGUCCUGCUGCCCAUGUGCGCCCCCCGAUUUCCAGCUUGGGUAGCGGCCAGAGGGGCCCCAGCGCCCCGCCUCCCGACCCUGCCGCCGCUGCUGCUGCUGCUGCCGCCACUGCUGCUGCUGGUGGCCGCGCCGUCGGGACGGGCAGUUCCCUGUGUCUCUGGUGGCCUGCCUAAACCUACAAAUAUCACCUUCUUAUCCAUAAACAUGAAGAAUACCCUACAGUGGAAUCCACCAGAAGGCCUACAAGGAGUGGAAGUUACUUAUACUGUGCAGUAUUUCAUAUAUGGGCAAAAGAAAUGGCUGAAUAAAUCUGAAUGCAGAAACAUCAAUAGGACCUACUGCGAUCUCUCUGCUGAAACUUCUGACUAUGAACAUCAAUAUUAUGCCAAAGUUAAGGCCACUUGGGGAAUGAAUUGCUCCAAAUGGACAGAAACUAGACGGUUCUAUCCUUUCUUAGAAACACAAAUUGGCCCACCAGAGGUUGCUUUGACUACUGAUGAAAAAUCCAUUUCUAUUGUUCUGACGGCUCCAGAGAAGUGGAAGAAAAAUCCAGAAGACAGUUCUGUUUCCAUGCAACAAAUAUACUCUAAUCUGAAGUAUAAUGUGUCCAUAUAUAACACUAAAUCAAAUAGAACGUGGUCCCAGUGUGUGGCCAAUCACACGCUGGUGCUCAGCUGGCUGGAGCCAGACACCCUGUACUGCGUCAUCGUGGAAUCCAUCGUCCCAGGGCCUCCUCGCCUUGCUCAGCCUUCUGAGAAGCAGUGUGUCCGUACUUUGAAAGAUCAAACAUCAACGUUGAAGGUUAAAAUCAUCUUCUGGUAUGUCUUGCCCAUAUCUGUUACCGUGUUUAUUUUUUCUGUGAUGGGCUACUCCAUGUACAGAUAUACCCAUGUUGGCAAAAAGAAACACCCAGCAAAUUUGAUUUUGAUUUAUGGAAAUGAAUUUGACAAAAGAUUCUUUGUACCUGCUGAAAAAAUUGUGAUUAACUUUAUCACCCUCAACAUUUUGGAGGAUUCUAAAACCUCUCAAAAGAAUGUAAGUGUAAUGGAAAAAACCAAUGAGGUAUCGGACGUGAGUGAGCCCAGCGAGGACCAGGAGCCUCAUCAGGAGGAGAUGGAGGUGAAGCACCUGGGGUAUGCGUCCCACUUGAUAGACAUUGUCUGCGACUCUGAGGGAAGCACCAAAGGGACUUCCCUAACCCAGCCAGAGCCACCUGGCAGAACAAUGCCCACAGAUGAAACGGUCGUUGAAUAUGAAUGUGAUAUAAGAACCAGUGACAUUUUUGUGGGGCCUGAAGAUCCAGAGCUCAAUUUGCAGGAGGCGGUGUCCCUCCAGGGAAAGUUAUUUGCGCAACAGGCAGCUCUGGCAGAUUUGAGCCCACAAGCACUGCCGUAUCCAUACGUCCCCCAGCUCAGAGACUUGGACCGCGUGCCACUGGAGCAAGUGGACACAGAGGAGGGGCCAGAGGAAGAGCCAUCAACCACACUGGUCGAUUGGGACCCUCGGACUGGCAGGCUGUGUAUACCUUCUCUAUCCGGCUUUGAGCACGACUCAGAGGGAUGUGGGUGUCCUGAGUCUGACAGGCUCACGGAGGAGGGCGUCCUGUCUAGACUCUAUGAGGAGCAGGCUCCAAACAAGGCGCUGGAAGAAAAUGAAACCUAUCUCAUGCAAUUUAUGGAGGAAUGGGGUUUAUAUGUACAAAUGGAAGACUAACACCCAAACUUCCCUCGGCCAGAUCCGGACUGUUACAAGGCACCUGAGUGCAAACUGAUGAGUGACCACACAAUAAAGUACCUGGGGUAGAAGUUUACUCAGA
Camelus dromedarius (Arabian camel) is the source of this 1902-nucleotide messenger RNA. It is a transcript of the gene IL20RA, whose product is annotated as interleukin 20 receptor subunit alpha. The transcript is spliced from 7 exons. Gene Ontology annotation, molecular function: interleukin-20 binding; cytokine receptor activity. NCBI's taxonomy places the organism in Eukaryota, Metazoa, Chordata, Mammalia, Artiodactyla, Camelidae. Gene Ontology annotation, biological process: cytokine-mediated signaling pathway. The coding region runs from base 99 to 1799 and encodes 566 amino acids. The record is from RefSeq and is a predicted model, not a curated record. Gene Ontology annotation, cellular component: plasma membrane.